AUGUCGUCCUACGGAGGUCACUAUGGCCCUGAGUUCGCUUCCUAUAUCCAGGAGCAGAACAAAGCCAUCGAGUCUGGCUCCCUCGAGGGUCAAAAGAUUGACCUUGUCGCCCUCGGCAUCAACAACGGAUGGUUCGACACGAAGAUCCAGCAACAGUCCUACAUCGACUUCGCCUACAACAACAGCUACCGCUCCUUGAUCUCCAAGAAGGAGCGUGAUGGAUACCUCCAGAACCUCGAAUCAAUCUGUCUACCAGCUGUGGACAAGUGCACCGAGACCGGAACGAACGCUGCCUGUCGCGAGGCCUCUUCUACUUGCUACUCUACCGUCGAGGGCCCGAUCAUGCAAGCUGCCGACUUCGAUGUGUACGAUGUGCGCCGGCCGUCCGAUGACCCCGAGCCGCCAUCAACGUACAGCGACUACCUGGCCGAUGAGGGGGUCAAGAAGGCCAUCGGAGCCCGGUCUAAAUACAGCGAAUGUGCCAGCGCGGCGAGCACUAAAUUCUCAACCACCGGUGACAACCCUCGAUCAUUCUUGUCUGCUCUAUCCGAGGUCGUGCAGUCCGGCAUUUCCGUCCUUGUGUGGGCCGGUGACGCUGACUGGAUCUGUAACUGGGUUGGUAACUACGACGUGGCCAAUGCGGUCGAGUUUGACGGCCAGGAUGAAUUCAAGGGCAAAUCGUUAAAGCCGUACACCGUUAACGGUACCGAGAAGGGCACCUUCAAGACGGUCGACAACUUCUCGUUCCUGCGUGUCUACGAAGCUGGCCAUGAAGUCCCUUACUACCAACCGGAGGUCUCUUUCCAGGCAUUCCAGCAGACCCUGCAGAAGAAGCCUAUCUCUUCGACUUAG
Messenger RNA from Aspergillus melleus, 852 nucleotides. It is a transcript of the gene cp6, whose product is annotated as putative carboxypeptidase S1. Gene Ontology annotation, cellular component: fungal-type vacuole. The record is from RefSeq and is a predicted model, not a curated record. Lineage: Eukaryota; Fungi; Ascomycota; Eurotiomycetes; Eurotiales; Aspergillaceae. Bases 1 to 852 code for a protein of 283 amino acids. Gene Ontology annotation, biological process: proteolysis. Gene Ontology annotation, molecular function: serine-type carboxypeptidase activity. The transcript is spliced from 4 exons.